Messenger RNA from Exophiala aquamarina CBS 119918, 2841 nucleotides. RefSeq lists its product as uncharacterized. Bases 1 to 2841 code for a protein of 946 amino acids. Gene Ontology annotation, molecular function: glycerophospholipase activity; metal ion binding. Lineage: Eukaryota; Fungi; Ascomycota; Eurotiomycetes; Chaetothyriales; Herpotrichiellaceae. Gene Ontology annotation, cellular component: cytoplasm. The transcript has a single exon. The record is from RefSeq and is a predicted model, not a curated record.
AUGGCCGCAAUCACUCACUCAUUUGGUCCGACUUGUGCCUUAUUCGAAGAGCCAGAGCAUGCAGGAGACGAGGGGCAUCCUCGACCCCAUGUGAAGGCUCAAUUCUUCUAUGUCUCCUCACUCCCAAUUGACGACCCCCUCUCCCCUUUGCCACCAAUUUCAGCAGACAAAGCUGUUAACCUUCCUCCUCAGCCCUUUUCCAUUCGAGAUAAUGCGGCUCUAGAAGAAGCAUGGACUGCAUUCCAGAAAGAGGGCCAUGCAAGAGGAGGAAGCCAAAAUCCCCGAGGCAUCUCUGCAUUUCAAAAGUUUAGGAAUGCUAGUAGCUCCUCCAGUGUCAGGUCGCCGAGCUCAGAGGGGAGAGGAAGAGACAUAUCACAAGGUUUCAACAAAUGGCCUCGAAGAAAGCAACGAAAAUCAGAAUCACAGGUCAUGCUCGAUGAGAAUCAAGACAGCCGAGCGACUAGCCCAAAACCAGUGGAUGCGGAAGAGUUACAGUGCGAGGACCCCGUCCAUCAACAGCGACCUCUGGAAGAGCCUCGUGCAUCGCAUAGGCGUUUCUCUCCAUUUCGCCACAGGUCUAAAUCUAAGGAUCGCAAAGCUAGCAAAGAACCUACACCAAAGUCCGAUAUACCCGAACUUUCUACCUCCGUCGCCUCUGCAACGCUUGCUGGUACCAGCUCAGAUAUUAGCGGCCGACCAUUUGCACGAGCCCCUAGUGCGCGCAAUAUUAGUUCUGAAUUUAGAAACACUACAGGCUACUUGACAGCAUCCUCGGACGACUCUGCGGACGAGUCUCAAGCUGAAAACAGCCGUUCUCGCAGCAGAGAUCGGCAACGCCAUUCCAAGAGUAAAGAUAAGCAGAAGAAAAUCUUCGUGCCUGUGGGGGUUUCUCGACUCCAUCUUGUCGAAAUGCCUACUCUUGUAAUGAAACCAAUAUAUUGGUCCCCAAUAAACGAUACCUCCAAUGUCAUCCGAGCGACAUGGUUCUACAAAGACACAAUGUUACCUAUUCCGGCAGAUGUCGCAAAUCGUCUUGAGAUUGGGUAUGAGUAUAUGAUGCCAUACGCUGACCAUUAUCACGAAGAAUUACAAGCUUGUAUUGACAAUGGAGCGGUGGCUGAGCUCAAGGUUGUACACAGGCUAUGGCCUGAUGAGUCUACCUUUAGUAGACCGCCAACUGCAGUCGAUUUGAAACCGAGGCAAACCGCUAUUGAUGUUCCAGGUUCGAGCGAUAGCCACAUGCCGAAAGCCGCCAUGAAUGUGGCAGUAGAUCCUAGGAGAUCCCGUGAUAAGCGCCUCUUCUCGACUCAUAGCGUCGUAUACGUCGACGCCAGAAAUGCGCAAAUUUUACGACCAAGCUCGCUUCCCUCAGAGCGCCAAAAUCGUCGCCCCCUGAAUUCCAUACGGAAAGGCAGACAAAUUGGAGUGGCGGUUGUCCGUGGAUUUGAUAGGCAAGCAUGGUUGAAAAUCCACCCUGACCCGAAACUUAACGCAAAAUCGGCCCAUGCGAAAGUAGGUGCUUAUCUGUCCCAGUCCGGUGAUGCAACCACACGUGGACGCCGGAUGUCAUGCGCUGCUUGUGAAGAGGACUUCAAGACACCCAAAGUGGCUGACCUCGUCCUUGUAAUCCAUGGUAUUGGUCAGAAACUCUCAGAAAGGGUUGACAGUUUCCACUUCACUCACGCCAUCAAUAAUUUGAGACGUGAGUUCAACGUUGAGUCGUCAACAGAAGCAGUCAAGGGCAAUCUAAAAGAUCAUUGUGGAAUCAUGGUUCUGCCCGUCAACUGGCGACUCACUGUUUCCUUCGAUGAGGAGAACAAGACGUCUGAUGCGUCACCGAACAAUCAGUACCAACUGAAAGAUAUUACGCCUGACAGUCUCCAAGGUGUUCGUUCUCUGAUCAGUGAUGUGAUGCUCGACAUACCUUAUUAUCUCUCGCAUCACAAAGAGAAGAUGACUUCAGCUGUAAUUCGUGAAGCCAACCGAGUAUACAGGCUUUGGUGCCGCAACAACCCUGGUUUCGAAGAACAUGGUCGUGUGCAUCUGAUUGCCCACUCUCUCGGCUCUGUCAUGGCUAUGGAAAUCCUCAGUCGCCAACCAACCAGACUGACGAAAGACAUGAAGUUCGACACUCAUAUGCCUAGUGAGAAAAUGUUCGAGUUUGACACUACCAACCUCUUCAGCUGUGGGAGCCCGUCAGGGUUCUUCCUUCUCCUGAACAACGCCAGUCUUGUACCCCGCAAAGGACGGGCUAAACCCGGGAUGGAGCUCGAAGACAGACAACCGGGAAUCGCAUUCGAAGCCCAGUAUGGCUGUUUAGCUGUUGACAAUAUCUAUAAUAUAUGCCACCGUAACGAUCCGAUCUCAUACCUACAGAACGCUUCCGUUGACCAGCUAUACUCUACAACACUUGUUCCCGCAGUCAUCCCAACCACUGGAGUUGGUUUGAUGACGCGUAUCAGCAACACCUUACGCUGGGCAUCCAAUCCAGGCUCUGAUGCAUACACAGCUUCAGGUUCGAAUGCCACCCGCCCAGAGCUCACACAAAUGCCCUCUACGGUAGAAAUGGACACCCAUAAUUUCACACGAGAAGAGGUCGCUGAAAAGAGAAUGUACCUCUUGAACGAAAACGGACAGAUCGACUGGUUCCUUGAGUCCGGGGGUGGACCUCUCGAGAUCCAGUAUCUUAACAUGCUCAGCGCCCACAGUAGUUACUGGGUCCUGAGAGACUUUGUAAGAUUUUUAGUUGUGGAGAUUGGAAGGCGACCUGGAAAAGAAAAUACCCUUCCAGUGCUGAGGGCGAGAAAACAGAGGGAGUUUAGACGUGGGAGUCUUGCUUAG